This is a messenger RNA of Phymastichus coffea, 1989 nucleotides long. RefSeq names its product mucin-5AC-like. NCBI's taxonomy places the organism in Eukaryota, Metazoa, Arthropoda, Insecta, Hymenoptera, Eulophidae. The transcript has 6 exons. The record is from RefSeq and is a predicted model, not a curated record. The coding region runs from base 68 to 1927 and encodes 619 amino acids. Gene Ontology annotation, molecular function: metal ion binding; hydrolase activity; nucleic acid binding.
GGCGCGAGUGAGUCUAGUUUUGAACUUCAAGUCAGAGGCAUACGAGAAAGUGUCUACCAUAUCCACCAUGCCGAAGUUCGCGAGGAGCCCGAGCGCGCUGUUCUCCCUGCUGCUGCUGCUGCUGCUGCUCGCCCACUGCCUGCUGCCGGCCGAGUCGACGAUAUGCUGGCUGAGUUCGUCGGACUACUUUCGCGACCGGUCGCCGCUGCUGCUCAAGGCCAACGCGAACGAGUUCGUCUAUCCCAAAAAGUGCGGCUCCAAGACCGUGCGCCUGUCCUUCCACGAGCGCCCGCGGAUCGCCUGCCCGGGCGACGCCAUCAGCGUCCGCGGCUCGCGCACCAAUCUCGCCCAGGCCAGCCUCGUCUGCUACGGCCUCACGCUGUUCGGCCUGGCCGGCUCGAGCUACACCGCGCCCUACCGGAAGAUCCGCUGCGGCCGCCAGCCCGAGGUGAGGAUGCAGCCCAUCAGCCAUCAGCCCACUUGCGUCAACGGCAACAUGUAUAGGGUGGGCUUCGCCCUCUCGGCCACCUCGUUCGUGCCCACCAUCGAGGAGCUGUGCCUCAAGUCCUACGCGCAGCCGCUGUGGACGCACCACAAGGUAGUUCCCGGCCUGGCGAAGGUCACGAGGAAGCUGUCGAUGAGAGACGACGACAGGCUACCCAGCGACGUCUGGGAGAGCUGGCAACGCUAUCCGGGCACCAACAACAAGACCCCCUCCCACGACGACGACGUGGUGUCGGCGAUGAUGGUGCCGCGAGAGGACAUGUUCUAUAGAGCGCAGCAGGACAGCGUGACCGGGACUCUGAUUAACAGUGUGCCGAUGAUCGAGCGCGUGAGAAGCGGUAACUGGCGAACGGUCGAGGACAUCGUGAGGCAGCUAGCCAGCAAGACGCCGUGUGCGACUCUGGACGUCUGGACCAGUCGUUACGACGGCCAGGCGAGUGCGGCCGUGCAUCCGAGCAGAGUGCGUCGCCAGGCCAUCCAAGAUGAACCCACAACCACCGAGAUGCCAACUACGACUGCGGGUGCAACCACGACAACGACCGAGGCCGCUACCACGACUACGAUGCCGACGACGACAACGACCGAAGCCGCUACCACGACUACGAUGCCGACGACGACAACGACCGAGGCCGCGACUACGACUACGAUGCCGACGACAACGACCGAGGCCGCUACCACGACCACGUCUACGAUGCCGACGACGUCAACGACCGAGGCCACGACCACGACCACGUCUAGGAUGCCGACGACGACAACAACCGAGGCCACGACCACGACCACGUCUACGAUGCCGACGACGACAACGACCGAGGCCACGACCACCACCACGUCUACGAUGCCGACGACGACAACGACCAAGGCCACGACCACCACCACGUCUACGAUGCCGACGACGUCAACGACCGAGGCCACGACCACGACCACGACCACGACUACGAUACCGACGACGACAACAACCGAGGCCACGACCACGACCACGACUACUAUGCCGACGACGACAACGACCGAGGCCACGACCACCACCACGACUACGAUGCCGACGACGACAACGACCGAGGCCACGACCACGACUACGAUGCCGACCACUACUGUGACGACGACGACUGCGGCGCCAACAACAACUACGACUACAACUACGCCUGCUCCACCACCAACCAACGCCAUCCCGCGCUUCGUCUUCAAGAUGGUCGUCGACAAGUCCCGCAACCGCGGAAUUGUCUUCGUUACCUACAACGACCCGUACACCAAUGCGAUCGGCCCGCAGCAGCAGCUGUGCCAGCCUUACGGCCGCUGCCAAUGGCUCUUCCCCGAGUUCAACGUCAUCAGUCGCGGCGCCACGCACUGCUGCACCCUCGACGCUUUCGCCCGCGUAGCCAAGGAAGUGGGCUUGCCCACUUUCCCCGGCGUGCAGCCACUGUUCUAAGCUCGCUCCGUGCGCUAUGCUGCUUUGUCACGGAACUUCGUUCGCAAUAAAGCUCCAUUUAU